GUUUUUCCGAGCGCAGCACACUGCCUUUGCACGUAUCAUAUAUCAAACAACAUUAAGAAACAUUAUAAAACAGAAGCGCAAGCGGUAAAGGAUUCAUUUCACGCAGCAGCAAAGGCCUAUACAGUUGAGGAGUAUGACAUGCACAUGUCUGAGAUAGAAAAGCUGAAUCCGGAUGUAAUAACGUAUCUGGAAAAAAUUGGAGUACAGAAGUGGGCAAGAAUUCAUUGUCCAAAGAAUAGGUACUUCACAAUGACAUCUAAUGCUGCUGAAACAGUUAACUCAGUGACAAAGUCAAUUCGUGAUCUUCCAAUAACAACACUAUUAGAGGCUUUGAGAGAAAUGCAACAGAAGUGGAAUGUUGCCAACAGAGAAGAGGCGAAGGCAACGUUUACGACACUUGCUAAGAAUCCCCAUAACAUGUUAGAAAAUAACUAUAAGGCGGCAUCGAGGUUUUCGGUAAGACCUAUAUACCAUACAUAUCUAGAUAUUUACUUUAUAUAUACUGC
Molecule: messenger RNA, 506 nt
Organism: Striga hermonthica
Lineage: Eukaryota; Viridiplantae; Streptophyta; Magnoliopsida; Lamiales; Orobanchaceae
Source: the annotation of a GenBank genome assembly